Molecule: messenger RNA, 709 nt
Organism: Sipha flava (yellow sugarcane aphid)
Lineage: Eukaryota; Metazoa; Arthropoda; Insecta; Hemiptera; Aphididae
Exons: 3
Coding region: 36-380 (114 amino acids)
Source: RefSeq, a predicted model, not a curated record
UAUUGAAAAUGAAAAAGAAAAUCUGAAUAGUGAUAAUGAUGUCAAUGCUUCAAAACAAGAUAAUGAAAAAAAUCAAGUUAAUUGAAGAUGUUGAAAAUGUUGAUACCAUGGAAAUAGUUGAAACCUGUUCAAAUGUUGAUAAUGAGGCUAUUGGUAUGUUUAUAAAACCUAGAAGUAUUAAUGUUACAAGCUUUUGGUUAUUUCAUCCUUACCAACUAAAAACAAACAUUCCAUUCAGACCUUCAAAAUUGUAUAACUGUAAAGAUGGAGAUCAUCGUAAGUGGAUAUUUUAUUGUGUUAAGAAAAAAGCUUCAUUUUGCAAUAGAAGUCUUUAUUAUGGUGAUGGUUCUGGAUCAUUUUCCAAAAGAUUUUCUGUCUGAAGAUAUGUUUAUGAGCUAGUCAGUGAUCAUGAAGAAACAAUAACACACAAAUUAAAUGUUAUUGCUUAUUUGAUAAAAAAAGCAAUAUUCCUUGGUGGAUUCGCUUUUAACACACGGACUUGGUUUAAUUAGAAAAAUACAAGUUAAAAAUAAUCAAAAUGUAUUACUUUGUCUUAUUGAUAUAUUAAAUUAAUUGGAAAGCACGGACUAAGUUAUAGAGGUAAAAUAAAUGAGGCUGCUUAUUCACUUAAUGAUUCCUUGCUUAAAUCACAUUUAGAUAAAGUUGUAAAAAUAAGUUUAAAAUGUCAUAAUGCUGUAGCCAAACAAGG